This is a messenger RNA of Blumeria graminis f. sp. triticale, 528 nucleotides long. The record is from the annotation of a GenBank genome assembly. Lineage: Eukaryota; Fungi; Ascomycota; Leotiomycetes; Helotiales; Erysiphaceae.
AUGUCUUCGACGAGCCGCGCCCUUCGACAAAGUAGUGGCGGUCGCACGACCUACCAACGAGAUUCCCGCCGCGUCCCCACCUCUUCCCAGACCAUCGCGCUUUCAGCUUCGACGGAGCUAUCUGACACUGAACCCAUUCCUGUCUUACGAUUACGCGGUGCCUCGCUUGAUAACUCUACCGCCACCACUCGCUCUAUCCGCUGGGACGAGAGUGUCGUGAACAAUGAGGGGAUGGGGAAGAAGAGCAGUAAAGUUUGCUGCAUAUACCACGCACCUCGCGAGUUUGGCGAGUCAUCCGAGGAGAGCAGCAGCGAUAGCGAUAGUAGCGAUACGGAUGAACCUCAUAAAAACGGCGCCGUCUCCAAUCGAACGCAAGGUCAUGCCCAACCAACGAAGGGAAGGCAACCUGCAUGCGGAGGAAUCAAGAAGAAGCGACGACCGAAUGCCUACGAAAAGACCUCAAAGCCCCGUAAGGACGAUAGAGAUCAAGAGCCUGCUCCUACAACUGACCCAUCACUUGCCUGCUAA